This is a messenger RNA of Cherax quadricarinatus, 1827 nucleotides long. RefSeq names its product protein Spindly-B. NCBI's taxonomy places the organism in Eukaryota, Metazoa, Arthropoda, Malacostraca, Decapoda, Parastacidae. The record is from RefSeq and is a predicted model, not a curated record.
CAUGUGGUGGAGCAGGUGUUUACAACCUUGGCUUGCAACGUAGCAAGAGAGAACGUACUGCAUUCAAGAAGUUACAUUGCUUGCCACAGGAAGAAUAAUGGCAAGUGAGAAGGUAAACCAAGCUGUCUUGCCUCUGCCUAAUCCGAGGAUGGAUGACUUGAAGGGCACAGUCAGCGACUUUGGCAACGAACUGACUGUUAUGAAUAAACAAAUGGAAAAGAAGCGAGUCCAGAAAGAAAUGUUGCAGAAGACAGUAGAAGCUAAGCGUGAACAUAUUGAAGCCCUCCGUGCUGAGAUCCGCGCGUUCAUUGCCAAAGAGACCGAACUGAAGGAGCAGGAGAAACUGCAGCUGGCCAGGAUUCAGCAGAGCAAUGCAGAUUUGACUGCUGUCAAGACCAAGCUAGCCAAGUCACGAGCACGCAGAGACGAAUUUCGUCAGGCCACAGACCAGCUAGUGAGAAAGUUUGAAGCUAGUUCUCACGACAUUGCGAGAGAAUACAGCAACUUGAGGCUGAGAGAGCGGCAGCAGGAUGAAGGUGUCUUCACGGACGAUGAUCUGGACCAGAAGAUGGAGAAGCAGGCAGAGGUAGAACGACUUAACUCAAUGAAAAAUGCUCUCGCUUCUUCCUCUCCUAAGCGUUUGCCAACAGAGACCAUGAAAAACAUCGUGAAAGAGUGUCAACUCAUGGUUGACAGGCUGAAGAAAAUUAAUGAAGACUUACAGUUUUACGAAGCUUCUCUUCAAAAACGCCUUGAAAUGCUACGAGAUGAAUUAUCCCACAUGCGUCCUGAACAGGUCAUUAACAAUGGAAAAUAAUUACAGUAUUACAAGACUUAGCUAAAACUAUUCUUACUUUGCGUUGUUCAAUAUCCUUCUCUUGCAACGUCAAGUAUAUAAAAAAUGGAAAUUUAUUUCAGAAUAAUUCCAAUACAUUUCUUACCACAUGUUCAACCUGGAGGAUAUAUCUUACUUAUAGUAUGAUAUAAUUUCCACAUAGCUUGUUAAUAUUUUCAGCUAGCGGAAUUAGAUGUUGCAGUUAUGUUUACUGAGAAGAAAUAGUUUGGAAGUAACUGUAGUUACAGUAAACUGACGCUGUUUAUGUUUAACAUAAAGUUAUGAAUGCACUCAUUCUCUAGCGAAUAGCAUCCGGGAGUGAAUAGAUCGUAGUGAUGAAUAAUGAAAGCUAACAGAUGAACAGAAUAAGGGUGUUAGAUUAGGUACUCAAUAAAUUAUUAUAGAAUGCUAGUACAUUAUACUAUUAAUUCUGUUACGAAAAUAUAUAAAAACUAACGAGAUCAAAUGUAACUGAUUUUCACAAGAAAAAACGAUAUAUGUGCAUGCGAUGUAUUGAGGUCAGAUUAAUUAAGUAUAGUACUGUAAAAGCAUGUUAAGAACCAGUGAGCCAGAAGUACAUAAAAUCAAAAUAACACACGCAAAUAAAAAUAUAGGUAUUAUAGUUUACACCACAGUCGCUUCAUAUUGAAAUAUGAUGGAAAUGCGUUGUUUGUACGAGAGCCUUGAUAAACUUGUGUUUAGUAGACUGCAGUAUGACGAGAACCCUUUCUCAGGUAUUGUAAUGAGCCUCUGGACAUAUUUUUUCUAAUUGCAAAAUUGAUUUCAAAUCACGUUUUUUAUGCAUAAGCAAACAGCACCUUGGUUAUUAAUAAUUCAGGAUUAAAUGAACAUUUCAUACUAUAUUAUGUAUACUAUUGUAUUAUUAUUUUUUAGCUAUGCAAGCUGCAUUUUUUUGUGUGUGCACGAAUACAGAAAUUUUGUUUAUAUAUGGACGUGUCACAUUUGAUUAUCAAUAAAUUACCUUGUUUUGA